This is a messenger RNA of Hippocampus comes (tiger tail seahorse), 6453 nucleotides long. Its product is annotated as protein kinase C-binding protein 1-like. Gene Ontology annotation, cellular component: cytoplasm; nucleus. The record is from RefSeq and is a predicted model, not a curated record. NCBI's taxonomy places the organism in Eukaryota, Metazoa, Chordata, Actinopteri, Syngnathiformes, Syngnathidae. The transcript has 21 exons. Bases 1970 to 5452 code for a protein of 1160 amino acids. Gene Ontology annotation, biological process: regulation of DNA-templated transcription. Gene Ontology annotation, molecular function: protein binding; transcription corepressor activity.
GGGUGGGGGGGGGCAAUGUUGUCACAACACAUUCUGGAAUGGGAGCUGAAAAGAUGAGCCUAGCAUGGUACUUGGAGCAGACUGCUGCAGCUUCUGCAGAUAGGCUCUCGGUACAUGACCGGCGUGGGCCCACUUGGUCAGAGUAUUCGGACCCCAAAACAAGUUUGCUUCUUUCGUGGCCGGCGCUGGCUCGCGUUGUCAAGGUUGCAGGCCCGUUCAGGUCUGGAACGGGAGAGGCAGCCGCCAUUUGCAUAGGGGACACCCCAAAGGAAUGAACGUAUGGUCAAGGGACAGCACGGCCUCAAACUGGCUGGGCGUAGGACUGCCAUGCGCGCACCAUCGGCGAUUGUGUCUCAACCAAACCUGGAUGGAAAUGUUACUUGCCUCAUUCACACCAACUCACUUGACCACACACUCUUUCCUUUUGACACAGAAGCAUGUCUUUCAACGGGCCUGAUUCUCUGAGCUUCUCGCCGGUUUGAGGGUGUUGUGGUCAAGUACAAACGCUCUCCAGACGCCCGAUGAAUCUUAUUCAUCACCGCCUACGAGAUACUAGCCGAAGCCCGAUUGUGUGCACUGCCACCCAGCGUUCUCUGCUUCCGACCGUCAGCUAUCUUCGUGAACGUCCCCUUUCCGUCCCUCCGCCCCGAGCACCCUGCCGACUUGUAUGUCAGCGGGAGGAAAGAAGAAGGGCCGGAUCUCCCCUGACGAGGCACUGUAGUGAAAUCUCAUUUCAUCGGGAAUUUUCCAGAACCUGUCUGCAGGGCAAACAAACGGGUUUGGCGGAAUCGUGUUUCCUACGCAUAUUUGGCUUGCUGUUUUGCUUUCGGCGCGCAGAUCAGUCCGCGUGCUUCUCCAGCUCUGUCUGCCGCUGGUUAGAAUGACACGCUCUUUUGCCGGCAACUGUCAAAUGAUCUGGUUCGGAUCCUAGGACGGACACGCUUAUGUAGACUUGCCUCAUGCUUGACCUGAGUUCAAGCCCACUCUCUGUUGACCGAAAGAAUGACUCCACCCACCCGCUGCGGUUUCUUUUCCGCUCAUGCCUUUCAUUUCCCAGUGGGAAGGGCCAAUUUGUAUUGCGCCGCUGCUUUUCGUUUGAUCUCUCUUUGUGGAGUGUCUACUCGUUGACCACUUGUGCUGCCACCGAGGGCUGGAUGUGAUUUAGCAUGUUUGUACUUUGGCGGUGCAGUUACUGCAAUGAGUGUCAAUGAUCCCCGUCUCCUCAGACCGACGGAGAAAAUGUCAAGGCUUUCCACUUUGUGUUUUGCCCCUGACUCGGGAAACUAUUUCCGCAGUGUGGCCUCGAGGCAAAAGAGAGAAAGGAUGUCUUGAGACAGUGGACGGUUUUGCCUUCUGAGUGGGACCUGUGACUUUUAAGUUCUCUCCUUGUUGCGUACUGCAUAUUAACACCGUGGGGUCCAUCGUAACCCGUAAUGUGCUCCUUGUUCACCACACUCCAAGGGUGCGCCGCGCACUUGUUUUGUGCUUGCGUCGAUCGCCUGGAGGGAGAGAGAAAGCCUCAUCAAAACGGAUGCCGUAUCCCUCCGAGAGCACAGAAGCCGGUCCGCCAGCCGUCGAGCUCGUAGCGCCGCGUUUCACGCGGCCGUGGCCUUUUACGCGUUCUAACGGAGGGAUUAGGGAGCGGGUAUCGAAGCAAUAGGGGAGAGCAGUCCUCUCUGCAUUGCAGCGCUGUAGCCGAGGAGCUCCAGAAGCAAAAAAGCUGAUGUGCUACAUUCAGCCUAACAUCCAAUCGGGUCACUCGGAGUGCCGCUCAAACCAAUCGGGCGCCUGCAGCCGAGGUUGAAGAUCGACAUUGGCAGGAGGAAGCGGCGGGGAGAGCGGGCCUUCCGCCAGACUUGGAACCAUCCUGGCCCUCAUUUCACAACGCCCUCUCUAAUCGAAAGCAGAAAACUGGAGGAAGACUCUUUUGUCGGAGGAGGUAAAGAAGACCGACGCUCUGACGGAGAAAAUGGAAAGCUCAACGCGAUCUAAAGACACGGGCUCGGCGGAGCGGACGACCCAGAAACGAAAGAUGCCUAGUCCCUCUCCCUCAUCAAAUGGUCAUUCUUCUGCCGAUACCUCCCCCGGCCCGGUGAAAAAGAAGAAGAGGAAACCAGGUGCCGUUAGCAGCGGCAAAGACCAGUCAGAACUAAGACACGGUCCCUUUUACUAUGCGAAGCAGCCAGCACUCACCAGCGACCCUGUUGAUGUUGUACCGCAGGACGGCAGGAACGACUUCUACUGCUGGUUGUGCCACCGCGAGGGUCAGGUGCUCUGCUGUGAGCUCUGCCCCAGGGUGUACCACGCCAAGUGCCUCAAACUACCAGACGAGCCCGAGGGCGACUGGUUCUGUCCAGAGUGCGAGAAAAUAACAGUUGCCGAAUGUAUCGAGACUCAGAGCAAAGCCAUGACGAUGCUGACUAUAGAGCAGCUGUCUUACCUACUCAAGUUUGCUCUUCAGAAGAUGAAACAACCAGGUGAUCAUCCCCGCUUGUCAUCUCGCUCCCCCCACGCAGCUUCCACGCAGAGAAAGACUUUUAAUUGGACGGAGCUCUUCCACAAACCGGUUUCUCUUGAUCAGCAUCCAGACUAUGCCGAAUACAUCUUUCACCCGAUGGACCUUUGCACUCUUGAGAAGAACAUCCAAAAGAAAAUGUAUGGCUGCACAGAGGCCUUCUCGGCAGAUGUGAAGUGGAUUUUGCAUAACUGCAUCAUAUACAACGGAGGGAACCACAAACUGACGGCCACGGCGAAAGUUAUCGUCAAGAUCUGUGAGCACGAGAUGAAUGAGAUCGAAAUCUGUCCUGAGUGUUAUCUGUCCGCUUGCCAAAAGAGAGACAACUGGUUCUGCGAACCGUGCGGUAACCCUCACCCUCUGGUGUGGGCUAAAUUGAAAGGUUUUCCCUUCUGGCCAGCCAAAGCUCUGCGCGACAAGGACGGACAGGUGGACGCUCGCUUCUUCGGUCAGCAUGACAGGGCUUGGGUCCCUUCAAAUAAUUGUUACCUCAUGUCCAAAGAGAUUCCCUUCUCUGUGAAGAAGACCAAAAGCAUAUUCAACAGCGCCAUGCAGGAGAUGGAAGUCUAUGUGGAGAACAUGAGGAAGAAGUUUGGCGUGUUUAACUACGCCCCCUUCAGGACACCCUACGCUCAGGACAACAGCUUUCAGAUGCUGCGGGACCCUUCCGACCCGUCAUCGGCGCCUUUCAAGCCGGAGAAGCAGGAAAAGAUCAAGUUGAGCUUCGACAUGACGCCAUCGCCAAAGAUCUCCCAGGCCAGGACCGCGUUGUCCGGGGCCGGCGUCGGGAUCGCGGCAGCCCGUCGGCUGCCUCUCGCCGACGUGCCUCGUUCUCCCAUGAGCACCAACUCUUCUGCGCAUACGGGCUCCGAUGGGGAGGACGCAACGGACAAGACCUGUCCAGACAGUCAGGGAAGUAUUGGAGUGGAGCCGGCGGACUCCGCAGUGUCACCGGCUCAUCCUCGACCAAGUCAAGAUGAACAUUUAGUGGACAGCCCCAAACCUGCGCACUCGCAAGCCCCUGGCAACACCAAGCAAGAGAAGACGCAUCUGACGGGAAGCAUUUUGAAUCUUAAUCUAGAUCGGAGUAAAGCUGAAAUGGACCUCAAGGAACUCAGUGAAACGGUUCUGCAGAAGCUGGGCGCCGCCCCCGUUCUCACCUCUCCAAAAAGGCAGAUCAAGAGCCGUUUCCAGAUGAAUUUGGACAAAACCAUUGAAAGCUGUAAAGCGCAGCUCGGUAUCAACGAGAUCUCUUCUGAGGUGUACAAAGGUGUGGAACACAGCGACUCUGAGGACUCCGAGGCUAAAUCUGACUCUAGCGACAGCGAGUAUGCCAGUGAUGAAGGAGCAAAGGUCGAAGAUUCUCAAGACAGCGCACCCACUGAGGAACCCCGAAACGAGAGUAGAGACCAAGACCGGUCAUCUCCGGCCCAAGCGAGCAAAGCCGAUCCGCCGGCGGCGGCGGAUGUUAGCGCGAUGCCGUCGGCGAUGCCGGCUCAAGAAAAGAUUCCAGAGAAAGAAAGUCCAGAGAAGACCGGCCCCCCCGCACCAUUGCCUGUGUCUCAGGAGAAGGGACAGGUAAAAGAAGAUACAAAGCAAAACGCCCCUGCGGACGAUUCAGACUCCGAGGGGCAGCUGGUGAUUGACCUUGGGGAGGAGCAGGCCAAGAGGGACAAGAAGGGGCGCAAAAAAGACAGCGCCAACGCCAAAGAGCCGUCCGCCGCUAAGCCUGAAGGCAAAUCUCUGACGCCUCCGACAUUCCCAUCUCAAAACAGCACAACCCCCUCCACACCCUCCAGUGUUGCCUCGCAGUCCCCCCUGGCCAUUCCCGUCACCGUGACGUCCCUCGCCGCGCCGUCCGCCGCAAACGUUAGCCUCGCCACUGUCUCCGCUGCCCCCGCCACUCCACCCUGUUCGUCCUCAUCCGCAGCCUCCGCCACCCCGGGACUGAAGAAACAGCGCCCUCUGUUGCCUCGAGAGCCGCUGGCGGGAGCGCAGAGCGCCGCCAAGCUCCAGAACCCCUCGCCAAAAUGGCACGCGUGUCAGCAGCGGGGCCAGCAGCCUUUGGCAGCUGCGCAAAUUCAAGCGGCCUUGCCCAGACGGGGCGCGACCCAGGCGUCUGACGCCGGCGCGGCGUCAGUCUCGUCCUCUUCAGCGCAACAGUCUUCGCAAAGCGCACGCUAUCAGACCAGACAGUCGAUUAAAGCUGUCCCCCUGGUGUCCGGCUGUCCGCCGUCAGCGUCGGGGUUCGACACGUCGUCUGCAUCCUCAUCCAUGGAAACGGAGGGGUCCAUUUCGACGGCGUCAGCAGACGUUGCUGCAGAUAUCGCCAAGUAUACCGACAAAGUAAUGGACGCAAUCAAAGGCACGGUGACUGAAAUCUACAGCGACCUCUCCAAGAGCACUCCGGGGAACACCAUUGCUGAGAUGAAGCGGCUUCGAAUUGAAAUUGAAAAACUACAGUGGUUACAUCAGCAAGAGUUGUCGGAGAUGAAGCACAAUCUGGAGCUCACGAUGGCCGAGAUGCGGCAGAGUCUGGAGCAGGAACAAGAGCGCUUAGUUGCGGAGGCCAAGAAACAGAUGGAGCUGGAGAAGCAGCAAGGAGUGGAUGAAACCAAGAAGAAGCAGUGGUGCGCCAGCUGCAGGAAAGAGGCCAUAUUUUAUUGCUGCUGGAACACCAGCUACUGCGAUUACCCGUGUCAGCAGGCCCACUGGCCAGAACACAUGAAGUCCUGCACCCAGUCAGCCGCAGCUCCCCAGCAAGAAGCCGAGGCGGAGCCGGCGGCGGACUUGUCAAACAAAGGAGCGGGACAGGCGACCUGUGGACCAAACGCUCUCCGAGAAGCACCGCUAUCCGCUUCAUCGAAUACAGACCGCGAAACGGAGAGCUGCGGUGACAGCGCUGCUGUCGCCUCAUCCCAACUGGGCGCGACUUGACAUUGUUGCCGCAGUUUGUUUGUUUUUUUUCCCCCCUAUGUAUACGAUGAUACCGUAUGUUGUAUAGAAUGCCCUGUGGCUGUGGCCAAAGUCUUUUUUUGUAUUUAUUUGUUGGUGGCUGCCCGUGUACAGUGUUCUUUUCCUACGUUUUGAAUGUUAAAACAAGACUGUCGGCAGUUGCUCCUGAUGAGGAGGGGCACGACCUGCAGUAUCCGCACGCUUGCCGACCAGCACGCACCUCUCUAAAAGAAACUCUUCAACAGUUACGCAACCUCUUUUGGAAGCGCACUACGGACAAAUGCGUCUGAAGAGUUCAUGUGCAAUGAUGCCCGUUUCCGUUUGGAUUUGUUGAGAUGCCCGCUGCGUAGCGCACGAUGACGAGGAGGAGACGUUUUCUUCUUCCCCAAGUAGACUGCACUGAAUUGGUUAUUCAAAAAUGUUCUUUGGCUAUCGUGUCACCCUAUCGCAAAGUCCUCCUUGGUUAUCUUUGGUCCGAGUGCUUUGGCCCCGAUGGAAAAUUGCGUCCGGGAAAAGGUAAAGCUGCCAACUGCCAACUUCGCCUUUUGCAAUGUCAUAUUGUCUGCUUGCUCUCGGAAAGUUUGUGCACUGGGAGAAUUUCCGCGCUAGCGGUAACUGGAUCGAGAUCCCCAUCGAAAGCUCGAUCGCGACAUCCCGUCAAGCGGACAUCGGAUACGGAUUAUUACAUACUGACCUGACAUAGAAAUGCCUUUCCAAAGAUUCCCGCCUUCUGGAGGUGAUUUUUGGGGGUUUCAUAACUUAGUAUGCAGCGGCAAGUUUCUUGCCUGCCUCCAUUUGUGCUACUCAACGACCUCAACUCGGAAAAACAAGUUCCACUGCCAGCGACCAGCAAAAAGGUAGAAACGGUGGCACUUUAUUUAUUUUCUACAUCAUUUGGCUGACUUUUUUUUUUUACGUUUCCGCAUGUGUACCUGAAGAGCACAUUGACAAUAAACAGGGCAGACGGAUUGACGUCGACCCAA